GCCUUCCUUUUCCCCCACCAUUAUAUAUAACAAAACCAACUGCCAUUUGUCUUUCUUCACGCAGUUGUACACACACGCAUAUCUCUAUCAGUCGCUUAAUUUUCCCCUCUGUAAUAUACUAUAAACAUGAGCCGUCACCCUGCUGUCAAGUGGGCCCAGAGGUCCGACAAGCUGUUUAUCACGGUGGAGUUGCCGGAUGCCAAGAAUGUGAAGCUGAAACUGGAACCAGAAGGAAAAUUCUUCUUUUCUGCAACUGCAGGAGCUGAUAAUGUACCGUAUGAAGUGGAUCUCGAUCUCUUUGAUAAAAUUAAUGUUGAUGAGAGCAAAACUAGUACUACUUCUAGAAGUAUCGUUUAUCUUGUGAAGAAGGCAGAAGACAAGUGGUGGAGCAGACUGAUAAAGCAGGAAGGUGUACGUCCAGUGUUUUUGAAAGUUGACUGGGACAAAUGGGUUGAUGAAGAUGAAGAGGACACUAAACCUGGGACAGAUAUGGAUUUUGGUGACAUUGACUUCUCGAAACUCAACAUGGGAGGCGGUCCUAGUGAUUUUGAUGCUGAUGUGCCUGAGGGAGACUAUGACAGUGACACCGAGGAAGAAGAAGUGAGGGAGGAAGAAAAUAGUGCACAUAAUGAACCUAAAGCAACAGUACCUCCAAGCACAGAACCCGAAGCAAAAGCUUAAUGCGUUUGUAAUAUCUGAAAAGCGUUUUAGCUGCUUGAGUUUUACUGUAGUACUGUUAGUUAUGGCUAGAGCAGUUGUGCAGGAAUUGAUGUCAGUUUAUGCUAUAUUUUAAAGAUCAGGUGUUCCCUGUUAUUGACUUGUUAUCAUAUAGCUCUUGUUAUUUGGUUACAGAUGAUGGUUACAAUCUUCUUGUCUGUGUGUCUUCUGAAGGAUUUUGUUUCAAGGCGAAAAUCAUUUGUGGUUGA
Molecule: messenger RNA, 926 nt
Organism: Nicotiana tabacum (common tobacco)
Lineage: Eukaryota; Viridiplantae; Streptophyta; Magnoliopsida; Solanales; Solanaceae
Product: co-chaperone protein p23-1
Biological process (GO): protein folding; chaperone-mediated protein complex assembly
Cellular component (GO): nucleus; cytosol
Molecular function (GO): Hsp90 protein binding; protein-folding chaperone binding
Source: RefSeq, a predicted model, not a curated record